AGGAGCAGUCGGUGGCCCUGACUUCCCCGGGUCCGGUGUCUGAGCAGAGGGAAAGCACUUCCUUCAACAUGCCGACGGUGAAGAAGCACAGGAGAAAGGACUCCUCCGAACGUCCCCAGGAACCUUCGGAGAAGGAGAGGGAGCAGCUGGCCGAGGCGGAGCUUCGGAGGCUGAAGCAGCAGUUCCGGAAGAUGGUGGACAGCCGGAAGUCCUUCAACUUCCGCUCGCAGCAGCAGAUGGUUCACCAGCAGGAGAAAAUCAAGACCCUGCAAGAGGAGCAGGAUGAGAUCACCCUGCUUUUGAGUCUCAUCAACUCCUCCAAGAACUUGGAUCUGAAUGAGAAAAACUACAUGGAGCUGCGUUUCUUGCUGCAAACCAAAGAGGAAUAUGAGGCUUUGAUUAAAUCGAUGAAAGUUCUGUUGGCUGAACUGGAUGAGAAGAUUAUUCAGAUGGAAAAAAAAAUUAUAAACCAAAAACAGAUCUUCACAAAAAUGCAGGAGGCCAACAACCCCCGGAAAUUGCAAAAACAGAUCCACGUGUUAGAGACGCGCUUGAAUCUUGUCACCGUACAGUUUGACAAGAUGCUGACCACCAAUACAAAGCUCCGGAAGGAGAUUGAGGACCUACGUUAUGAGAAGGCUGCUUAUGAUAAUGUCUACCAGCAACUCCGUCGGCGCCUGUCGAUGCAGAAGAAAACCAUGAAUGUGGCCAUUGAGCAGUCUGCUCAGGCCUAUAAGCAGAGACUGGAAGCCAUGGCUCGAAUGGCUGCCAUGAAUGAUCGCCAGCAGAAGGACAUCUCUCAGUACAACGCGGAGAUCCGAGAGCUGGAGCGCGUCUAUGCCCAUGAGACCAAGCUCAAAUCCUUCCUGCUCAUCAAGCUGAAUGACCGUAUGGAGUUCGAGGAGCAGGCCAAAAAGGAAGAAGCUCUUAAGGUAAAGAAGCAAGGGAAGAAGAGCAAUGCUGAGAGUAUUGAGAGCUACGAGGUAGCCCACCUCCGGCUGCUGAAGCUGACUGAGAAUGGGAACCUGAAUCAGCUCAUUGAGGACUUUCUGGCCAAGGAGGAGAAGAACUUUGCUCGGUUCACGUAUGUCACAGAGCUCAACAAUGACAUGGAGAUGAUGCACAAGAAGAUUCAGAAAAUCCAGAAUGAAAUCAUCCGCUUGGAGUCCCAGCAGAAAACAUCCCAGGAUGACAACCACUCUGUCCUGAGACAGCUGGAGGAGAAACUAAAGAAGACCACCGAAGAGGCGGAUAUGUAUGAGAGCAACUACAAGGAGAUCAGCCAGACCUUGGAUUAUCUCAAGAGCACAGUGAAGAAUCUUUUUAAUAAAAUCAAUUGCGAUGCCACCAAGAUCAUGGUGCAGUUAGGAGAGGCAGGGAAAGUCACUGAUACCAACCUUCCGCAGUACUUUGCUAUUAUUGAAAAGAUGACCAACGACCUGCUGCUGUUGGAGUCCUACAGGCGGAUCCUGGAUAUAGAAGGGGUAGAGGCUGAGACCCCACCACCCUUCAUCAACCCUUUUUGGGGCAGCUCUGCCCUCUACAGGAAUAUAGAACCCAUCAAGGUCAACCCCCCCGUGUUCGGGACUGACCCCUUCAGUGAUAAGUUGGAAGAAAUGGAACAUCCCCUGGACCACAGCAACCUUCGGCAGAUGGUCCUCAGCAACAACCUCAAGAGAGAGUCUCGAAUCAGGGACUCACAACCGGAAAGCACCCUGAAAAGGGGGAUCAUCUGA
Molossus molossus (Pallas's mastiff bat) is the source of this 1736-nucleotide messenger RNA. RefSeq names its product coiled-coil domain containing 63 (gene CCDC63). The coding region runs from base 69 to 1736 and encodes 555 amino acids. Gene Ontology annotation, biological process: outer dynein arm assembly; cilium movement. Gene Ontology annotation, cellular component: axoneme. The transcript is spliced from 11 exons. NCBI's taxonomy places the organism in Eukaryota, Metazoa, Chordata, Mammalia, Chiroptera, Molossidae. The record is from RefSeq and is a predicted model, not a curated record.